Molecule: messenger RNA, 1530 nt
Organism: Mirounga angustirostris (Northern elephant seal)
Lineage: Eukaryota; Metazoa; Chordata; Mammalia; Carnivora; Phocidae
Exons: 3
Source: RefSeq, a predicted model, not a curated record
AGAAGCCUGGUCCCUAGGUCAGGGUCCGGGUCAGUGUCAGGGUCCAGGUGCAGGUCCGGGUCAGGGUCAGGGCCCAGGUCGGGGCCCGGGUCCAGGUCAGGGUCUGGGUGCAGGUCCGGGUCAGGGUCCGGGUCCGGGUCCAGGUCAGGUUCUGGGUGCAGGUCCGGGUCCGGGCCCGGGUCCAGGUCAGGGUCUGGGUGCAGGUCCGGGUCCAGGCCCGGGUCCGGGUCCAGGUCAGGGUCUGGGUGCAGGUCCGGGUCCAGGCCCGGGUCAGGGCCCGGGCCCGGGUCCAAGUCAGGUUCUGGGUGCAGGUCCGGGUCCGGGCCCGGGUCCAGGUCAGGGUCUGGGUCAGGGACUAGGUCAGGGUCUCGGCCCAGGUCCAGGUCAGGGUGCGGGUCCAGGUCAGGGUCAGGGUCCGGGUCCGGGUCCGGGUCAGCGUCAGGGUCUGGGUCCGGGUCCAGGUCAGGAUCCAGGUCAGUGUCAGGGACCAGGUCCGGGUCCGGGUCCAGGUCCAGGUCUGGGUCCCGGUCAGGGACUAGGUCAGGGUCUCGGCCCGGGUCCAGGUCCGGGUCCAGGUCCAGGUCAGGGUCUGGGGGCGGGUCCGGGCCCGGGUCCAGGUCAGGGUCUGGGUGCAGGUCCGGGUCCGGGCCCGGGUCCGGGUCCAGGUCAGGGUCUGGGUGCAGGUCCGGGUCCAGGCCCGGGUCAGGGCCCGGGCCCGGGUCCAGGUCAGGUUCUGGGUGCAGGUCCGGGUCCGGACCCGGGUCCAGGUCAGGGUCUGGGUCAGGGACUAGGUCAGGGUCUCGGCCCGGGUCCAGGUCAGGGUGCAGGUCCAGGUCAGGGUCAGGGUCCGGGUCCGGGUCCGGGUCAGCGUCAGGGUCUGGGUCCGGGUCCAGGUCAGGAUCCAGGUCAGUGUCAGGGACCAGGUCCGGGUCCGGGUCCAGGUCCAGGUCUGGGUCCCGGUCAGGGACUAGGUCAGGGUCUCGGCCCGGGUCCAGGUCCGGGUCCGGGUCCGGGUCCGGGUCUGGGGGCAGGUCCGGGUCCGGGCCCGGGCCCGGGUCCGGGUCUGGGGGCAGGGUCUGGGGGCAGGUCCGGGUCCGGGCCCGGGCCCGGGUCAGGGUCUGGGGGCAGGUCCGGGUCCGGGCCCGGGCCCGGGUCAGGGUCUGGGUGCAGGUCCGGGUCCGGGCCCGGGCCCGGGUCAGGGUCUGGGUGCAGGUCCGGGUCCGGGCCCGGGUCCGGGUCAGGGUCUGGGUGCAGGUCCGGGUCCGGGUCAGGGUCUGGGUGCAGGUCCGGGUCCGGGCCCGGGUCCGGGUCAGGGUCUGGGUGCAGGUCCGGGUCAGGGUCUGGGUGCAGGUCCGGGUCCGGGUCCGGGCCCGGGUCCGGGUCAGGGUCUGGGUGCAGGUCCGGGUCCGGGUCCGGGCCCGGGUCCAGGUCAGGUUCCGGGCCAGGGCCGGGCCGGGCAGCCCUCAGGAUGAGCACCCGCCCCUGCCCCACCUGCCCAGUUCCUCCUCAACCCCGGCCCUGCCGAGGUGA